Molecule: messenger RNA, 567 nt
Organism: Pediculus humanus corporis (human body louse)
Lineage: Eukaryota; Metazoa; Arthropoda; Insecta; Psocodea; Pediculidae
Product: myophilin, putative
Exons: 4
Coding region: 1-567 (188 amino acids)
Molecular function (GO): protein binding
Source: RefSeq, a predicted model, not a curated record
AUGGCGAGUACAAGGGCUACAAAAUCAGGUUUUGCCGCCGAAGCUCAAAGAAAGGUGAAUGCAAAAUACAGCGAAGCAUUGGCUCAAGAAUGUUUAGAAUGGAUAAAAAUGAUAACGAGUGAAAAUAUCGACGUUUCCGGAGACAUGGAUAAUUUUUUCGAAACUUUAAAAGACGGAACGCUACUUUGCAGAUUGGUCAAUUCUAUAGAACCGGGAUCGGUGAAAAAAAUAAACGAAGGAAAAUUAGCGUUUAAAUGUAUGGAAAACAUAAACAACUUUUUGGAAACGGCACGAAAAAUGGGCGUACCUGAACAAGAAACAUUUCAAACGGUCGAUUUGUGGGAAAGGCAAAACCUUAAUUCCGUCGUUACCUGUUUGCAAUCUUUAGGAAGAAAGAUGGGUAAAUAUGGGAAACCGACGAUAGGACCAAAAGAAGCUGAAAAGAACGAACGUCAUUUCACCGAAGAACAAUUAAAAGCGGGUAAUUCAAUAAUAAGCCUUCAAUAUGGUAGCAACAAAGGUGCCACUCAAAGCGGAAUCAAUUUUGGAAACACAAGACACAUGUAA